AUGUCUUCUUCAGAUGAAGAAACACUCAGCGAGCGGUCAUGCCGGAGUGAGCGAUCAUGUCGGAGUGAGCGGUCUUACAGGAGUGAGCGGUCAGGGAGCCUGUCUCCCUGUCCCCCAGGGGAUACCUUACCCUGGAAUCUGCCACUGCAUGAGCAGAAAAAACGGAAAAGCCAGGACUCAGUGCUGGACCCUGCGGAGCGUGCUGUGGUCAGAGUCGCUGAUGAACGGGACCGAGUGCAGAAGAAGACAUUCACCAAGUGGGUCAACAAGCACCUGAUGAAGGUCCGCAAGCACAUAAAUGACCUUUAUGAAGAUCUACGGGAUGGCCAUAACCUGAUCUCUCUGCUGGAGGUCCUCUCAGGCAUCAAACUGCCCCGGGAGAAGGGCAGGAUGCGUUUUCACAGGCUGCAGAAUGUUCAGAUUGCCCUGGACUUCCUAAAGCAGCGACAGGUGAAACUAGUGAAUAUUCGCAACGAUGACAUCACAGAUGGCAACCCCAAGCUGACGCUUGGCCUGAUCUGGACCAUCAUCUUGCACUUCCAGAUCUCUGACAUCUACAUUAGUGGAGAAUCAGGGGACAUGUCAGCUAAGGAGAAACUGCUCCUGUGGACCCAGAAGGUGACAGCUGGUUACACAGGAAUCAAAUGCACCAACUUUUCCUCCUGCUGGAGUGAUGGGAAGAUGUUCAAUGCACUUAUUCACCGAUACAGACCUGAUCUGGUAGAUAUGGAGAGGGUACAGAUCCAGAGCAAUCGAGAGAAUCUGGAACAGGCAUUCGAAGUAGCGGAAAGACUAGGGGUUACCCGGUUACUGGAUGCAGAAGAUGUGGAUGUGCCAUCUCCAGACGAGAAGUCUGUAAUCACUUAUGUGUCUUCAAUUUAUGAUGCCUUCCCUAAAGUCCCGGAGGGUGGAGAAGGGAUCAGUGCUACGGAAGUGGACGCCAGGUGGCAAGAGUACCAAAGCCGAGUGGACUCCCUCAUUCCCUGGAUCAAACAGCACACAAUUCUGAUGUCAGAUAAAUCCUUUCCCCAGAACCCUGUUGAACUAAAGGCACUUUAUAAUCAAUACAUACACUUCAAAGAAACAGAAAUUCUGGCCAAGGAGCGAGAAAAAGGAAGAAUUGAGGAAUUAUAUAAAUUAUUAGAGGUAUGGAUUGAAUUUGGCCGAAUUAAACUGCCUCAAGGUUAUCACCCAAAUGAUGUGGAAGAAGAGUGGGGAAAACUCAUCAUUGAGAUGCUGGAGCGAGAGAAAUCACUUCGGCCAGCUGUAGAGAGGCUGGAAUUGCUGCUACAGAUUGCAAACAAAAUCCAGAAUGGUGCUCUGAGCUGUGAAGAAAAACUGACACUAGCUAAAAAUACACUGCAGGCUGAUGCUGCUCACCUGGAGUCGGGGCAGCCAGUGCAGUGUGAGUCAGAUGUCAUCAUGUACAUUCAGGAGUGUGAAGGUCUCAUCAGACAGCUGCAGGUGGAUCUUCAAAUCCUACGAGAUGAGAACUACUACCAGCUAGAAGAGCUGGCUUUUAGGGUCAUGCGUCUGCAGGACGAGCUGGUCACGCUGCGUCUGGAGUGCACGAACUUGUACCGGAAGGGCCACUUCACGGCCCUUGAGUUGGUUCCACCCUCCACUUUAACCACUACUCAUCUGAAGGCAGAACCCUUGACCAAAGGAACCCAUUCUUCUUCUACCUCCUGGUUCCGAAAGCCCAUGACUCGGGCUGAACUUGUGUCUAUCUCCUCCUCUGAAGAUGAAGGAAACCUUCGAUUUGUGUAUGAACUACUGUCUUGGGUGGAAGAAAUGCAGAUGAAAUUGGAGCGAGCAGAGUGGGGCAAUGACCUGCCUAGUGUAGAGCUGCAGCUGGAAACACAGCAGCACAUCCAUGCCAGUGUGGAAGAACUGGGCUCAAGUGUCAAGGAGGCCAGGCUCUAUGAGGGAAAAAUGUCCCAAAAUUUCCAUACCAGUUAUGUUGAAACUCUUGGAAAGCUGGAGACACAGUAUUGUAAAUUGAAGGAAACUUCUAGCUUCCGGAUGAGGCACCUUCAGAGCCUACAUAAAUUUGUCUCGAGAGCUACAGCUGAGUUGAUCUGGUUGAAUGAGAAGGAGGAGGAGGAACUAGCAUAUGACUGGAGUGACAACAAUCCCAAUAUCUCAGCCAAGAAAAAUUACUUCUCUGAGCUGACAAUGGAACUAGAGGAGAAACAGGACGUGUUUCGGUCUCUACAAGAUACAGCCGAGCUACUGUCCCUUGAGAACCACCCCGCCAAGCAGACUGUGGAGGCUUACAGCGCCGCUGUCCAGUCCCAGCUGCAGUGGAUGAAGCAGCUGUGCUUGUGUGUUGAGCAGCACGUGAAAGAGAAUACUGCUUAUUUUCAGUUCUUCAGUGAUGCUCGAGACCUGGAGUCAUUCUUGAAGAACCUCCAAGAUUCCAUCAAACGGAAGUAUUCCUGCGACCACAGCACCAGCUUAUCCCGCCUGGAGGACCUGCUGCAGGACUCCAUGGAUGAAAAGGAGCAGCUUAUACAAUCCAAGAGUUCCGUUGCCAGUCUUGUUGGGAGAUCAAAAUCCAUUGUUCAGCUAAAGCCACGCAGUCCUGACCACGUGCUAAAGAGCACCAUUUCCGUGAAGGCCAUCUGUGACUACAGGCAGAUCGAGAUCACUAUUUGCAAGAAUGAUGAGUGUGUAUUGGAAGAUAACUCACAGAGGACCAAGUGGAAAGUGAUCAGCCCCACAGGGAACGAGGCAAUGGUGCCGUCAGUCUGCUUCCUCAUCCCCCCACCCAAUAAGGAUGCCAUGGAGACGGCCAGCAGGGUGGAGCAAUCUUAUCAGAAGGUGAUGGCCCUUUGGCAUCAACUACAUGUCAAUACCAAAAGCCUUAUCUCCUGGAACUAUCUGAGGAAGGACCUUGACCUUGUAAAGACCUGGAAUCUGGAAAAGCUCCGCUCCUCAGCACCUGGGGAGUACCACCAGGUUAUGAAGAAUCUGCAGGCCCACUACGAAGACUUUCUGCAGGAGAGUCGUGAUUCGGCCCUCUUCUCAGUGGCUGACCGUCUUCGCUUGGAAGAGGAGGUGGAGGCGUGUAAAACCCAUUUCCAGCACCUGAUGAAGUCCAUGGAGAAUGAGGACAAAGAGGAAACUGUGGCCAAGAUGUACAUUUCAGAGCUGAAGAACAUUCGUCUGCGCCUAGAGGAGUGUGAACAGAGGCUAAUCCAGCGAAUUCAGUCACCUGCCAGCUCUAGGACUGACAAAGAUGCUCGGCAAGACAAUGCAUUAAGGAUCGCAGAACAAGAGCACACCCAAGAGGAUCUGCAGCAAUUGAGGGCAGACUUGGAUGCUGUUUCCAUGAAAUGCAACAGCUUUCUCCAUCAGUCCCCAUCUGGUUCCAGUGUCCCAACUCUGCGCUCAGAACUCAAUCUGCUGGUGGAAAAAAUGGACCAUGUGUAUGGUCUCUCCACUGUCUAUUUAAACAAGCUGAAGACAAUCGAUGGAAUAGUGCGUGGCAUCCAGGACGCUGAGCUCUUGGUCAAGGGCUACGAAGUCAAGCUGAGUCAAGAAGCGGCGGUGCCAGCGGACCCCUCAGCUCUGGAGUCCCGUCGGUCCACGCUGCGGCACUGGCUUAGUGAUGCGAAGGACAAGAAUUCCAUGUUUUCAGUCCUGGAUGAGGAAAUUGGCAAGGCCAAGGUUGUGGCAGAGCAGCUGAGCCGUCUGACUCCAGAGCGAAACCUGGAUUUGGAGCGCUGUCAGGAAAAAGGUUCCCAGCUACAGGACCGUUGGCACCGGGUCAUUGCCCAGCUUGAGACCCGCCAAUCUGAGCUAGAAAGUAUCCAGGAAGUCCUGGGAGAUUACCGAGCCUGCCAUGGAACUCUCAUCAAAUGGAUUGAGGAAACCACUGCCCAGCAGGAAAUGAUGAAGCCAGGCCAGGCUGAGGACAGCAGAGUACUCUCCGAGCAGCUCAGCCAGCAGACGGAGCUGUUUGCAGAAAUUGAGAGAAAUCAGACAAAACUGGACCAGUGUCAAAAAUUUUCCCAGCAAUACUCCACCACUGUAAAGGACUAUGAGUUACAGCUGAUGACCUACAAGGCCUUUGUGGAAUCGCAGCAGAAAUCCCCGGGCAAGCGCCGUCGCAUGCUCUCCUCUUCAGAUGCCAUCACGCAAGAGUUCAUGGACUUAAGGACUCGCUACACAGCAUUGGUAACCUUAACAACUCAGCAUGUAAAAUACAUCAGUGAUGCGCUCCGGCGGCUGGAGGAGGAGGAGAAAGUGGUAGAGGAGGAAAAACAGGAGCAUGUGGAGAUGGUUAAAGAACUUUUGGGCUGGGUAUCUACCCUAGCAAAGAAUACACAAAGCAAAGCUACCUCACCCCAGACCAAAGAAUCAACAGACUUUGAAAAGGCUAUCUUAGAACAACAGGUUCUAACAGAGGAGCUGACAACCAAGAGGGAGCAAGUCUCUGAGGCCAUUAAAACUUCACAGAUCUUCUUGGCCAAGCACGGUCAUAAGCUCUCAGAAAAAGAGAAAGAACAGAUAUCUGAGCAAUUGAAUGCCCUCAGUAAGACUUACCAUGACCUUUGUGAAGGUUCAGCAAACCAGCUUCAGCAACUCCAGAGCCAGCUGGCCCAGCAGACAGAACAAAAGGGCCGCAGAGCAGUGGCUGGGGUGAUUGACCUAGGCACAGUGGAGAUAUUUCCCAUCUUCAGAGCAAUGCAAAAGGGCCUCAUUGACCAAGACACAGGCCUGGUGCUUCUGGAAUCCCAGGUUAUCCUGUCUGGCCUCAUUGCCCCUGAGACCUGUGAAAAGCUGUCUUUGGAGGAGGGCCUAGCCAGAAACCUCAUUAAUCCCCAGAUGUACCAGCAGCUCCAAGAGCUACAGGAUGCCCUGUCCUUAAUCAGCAGGCUCACUGAAAACAAAGGCCCUCUUUCUGUGGUGGAAGCAAUUGAAAAGAAAAUAAUCAGUGAGAAAGUUGGACUGAAAAUCUUAGAAGCUCACCUGGCAACUGGAGGUUUCAGUCUCCCCAAUGAUGAGAACUGUAUUAACCUAGAGGAGGCUUUUCACCAAGGCCUCAUUUCUGCAUGGCUUCACUCAGGGUUAGAGUCCCACUUGAGAUCAUCCAAGAACUUGAUAGACCCAAACACAGCUGAGAAAAUAGAUUUACUGGAUCUGAUGCAGAGAUGUAUUGUCCACCAGGAAUCAGGAUUGAAAUUGCUGCCUGUCAAGCAGUUGGCAGGGGGAAUGGUGAGCUUGAAAUCAGGCCGGAAAGUUAGCAUUUUCCGUGCAGUUCAGGAAGGGCUGAUAGAUAGGCAGGUUACUGUCCGGCUGCUGGAAGCUCAGCUUUUUGCUGGAGGCAUAGUAGAUCCAAGAACAGGACACAGACUUACAGUGGGAGAGGCUGUGAGACAUAAUUUGAUUGACCAAGAUAUGGCCUGUGCUCUCCUCAUAAGGCAGCUUCAGACAGGAGGGAUCAUAGAUACUGUCACUGGGCAUAGGCUGACAGUGGAUGAAGCAGUGAGCCAUGAUCUGGUAACUGCUAAGAUUGCCCUUGUGAUUCUGGAGUCCCUUUGGUCAUUCAUGGGGUUGCUAUGGCCUGAGUCUGGAGAGAUUCUCCCAAUCACAGAUGCCCUGGAACAAGGUAUUGUGUCUACAGAACUAGCUCAUAAAAUCCUUAGUGACCGACAGCAUAUUAAAGCCGUAUUUCUACCAGCAACGACAGAGGUUUGGUCCUGGGAAAAAGCAAUUGAAAAUGGUAUGCUAGACAAAAGUCUUGCUAAUAACUUGAAAUCAGUUUGCAUCCCCGAUGUGAUGCCCCACAUGCAAUUAGCAGACUCUUUAGAACGAGGCAAGUUGAACACAAAUCCUGGAGAGGCAGGUGUGCUGCGCCACACAGGCCAAACCGAGGGUGCUGCAAGCCAUAAGGAGAAGCUGCUGUUUCAGCUGAUGACUCACAGCUACAUUAACGCGAGGGAUGGGCAGAGGCUGCUCCUGUUGGACAGUGAGCUGACGGAGGCACUGACAGCAAGAGGUGAUCAAGCAGGUCCUCCAGAAGUGUUUGGAAGUGGGCAUCAGAGGCUAGAAGCUGCUGAGAGAUUACAAGAAGCAGUGAAUGUGAAAAUGACAGAAAUUUUCUGCGAUGAGCUGACUGUGAGGUCACGUGAGUUCCAAUUUUCUUCUCAAAACAAAGAAGAUGCCGAUCAGGCGAAUUACACUGAAGCAAAAGGCAAAAAGAUCAUUGUAGAAACAGAAUGCUCUUCUAUAGAGAACCCCCAAAUGGACCUGUUUGUAGGGCAACAAAAAGGGGGAAACCCAAAUGUUGAUACUUUGAAGGUCAUAGAUAAAGUCAAAUCAGAGUUUAAAAGACAGUUGUUUGGUACCAAAAAGGAAGACCAGUUAGAAGUGUCUACCAGAGAAAAUGUCAAUAGAGAAUUUCUCCUUACAGUACCUCCUGAGAAAGCAGAUGUGAUUGUGGUGGAGGACAAAGACCUGCUUUCUGCUGAGUCACGAAAAGAAGAAUGGCAGAUUCUCAGAAAGACUUCCUUGGUGUGUCAGAAAGAGCAAGCAAACACACUUGAAACUGAAUAUACUCUAGGUGAAGCUGGAAGACCUCUCAUAAAACCCCAAAGCAAAAAGUCACAAUUCCAGGUUGAGAAAACUCUAGCUUUAGAAUCAGAACUCAGGUCUGAAAAGGAUAAGGAUAUUCAUUCUCUGGACAAGAAGAAAGCAUUAAGUAAGUCACCUUUGAGUAGGGAUGACCAUCAACAAAGUCCAGAAAGUCACAGCGUGGCAGGUGGUAGCAGAAUGAUGACAGACAAGGAAGCUGAUGGCAGUGAAUCUUCCCUGCCAUGCAGUACUGCUUCAGAAUUGCUUGAAGAGGCUACCCUGGAUACAUUAGCUGCACAAUUAGUAGAGGGUGGUAUCCUUCAUGAACAGACAGGCCAAAAGCUCUUGCUAAGUGAAGCAAUAGCCCGAGGCCUUGUGCCCAGUCACACUGCUGUGAAACUUAUGGGAAAGAUGAACAUGUUUCGGGGAUUCUUUGACUCUCAGACCUGCGAGUCUUUGACAACUGAAGAAGUCAUUGAUGAAGGUCUGAUGGAUGAGAAGUUGUUGCACAAUGUCCUCAUGGCAGACAAAGCUAUAAGUGGUGUCUUAGACCCUCGUACCCACACACUGUGCUCUGUGAGGGAAGCAGUUGCCAUUGGACUUCUUGACACACAAACAGCCACCAGAAUUUUAGAGGGACAGGUGGUGACUGGUGGAAUCGUUGACCUGAAACGAGGCAAAAAGGUUUCAGUAACUUUAGCCUCAAAUCUUGGCUUGGUGGACAGUGCUGACCAGCCAGAGCUUAUAAAUCUGGAGAAAGCUUCCAAAGGCAGAGAUGCUGAAAACACGGUUAGGGAGAGAUUAAUUAGCUUACAAAUGGAAACAACUGGAAUUAUGGACCCUGACAGCAAAGCCCCUUUAACAGUCGUGCAGUCCAUUGACAGAGGACUUUUGGAGAGAGAUGAGGCCAUUCAGUUGUUGACAAAGCAGGUGGUAGACGGAGGUAUCAUUCACCAUAUAUCUGGAAUGAGACUUUCUGUUGAUAAUGCCUUGAACCAUGGCAUCAUUGAUGAAGACUUAGCCAAGGAACUCAGAAAAGUUGAGACCUUAAGCCUCUGUCAGUUCUCUCAUCCUGAAACAAAGAAAACUAUUUCCCUCUCUGAAGCCAUGAAAUUAGAUCUUGUAACCCCGGACUUGAAGAGAGAAAUCCAAGAAAUUCAGGCCUUCACUGGAAGCUUUGUAGAUCUCAUUUCUGGCCAGCAGUUGACCCUGGCAGAAGCUGAAAAGGAAGGACGAUUAACUAAUAAAGCAACACUGUCUUCAGAAAUGAUGAAUGGGAUUAUAGAUCCUGAGAGUUACAGAGUUGUUCCCUAUUCAGAAUUAGUAAAAAAGUGUAAAAUUGAUAUUGAAUCUGGACAGAGAUAUCUAGAAGUAAUUCCCUUUUCAGACAUUAAAGAUGGAGCGAAUGACAAAGUACUUACAUUGUCUCAAGCAAUUAAGCUUGGAAAAGUAGACUUUGCAGCUACACUGAAGGUUCUGGAAGCCCAGGCAAAUGCUGGGGGAAUCAUAGACCCUGCCACAGGAAAAAGAUUGACAUUGGCAUCAGCUCUGGAACAGAAAUUAGUAGAUGAAAACAUGGUCAGAAUUAUUGCAUCUCAUCAGGUGUUGGAUGGAGGAAUUAUUGACAUAUUCAGUAAUCAGAGAGUGACUUUAAAGGAAGCUAUUGAGAAAAGACUCAUCAGUCCUGAACUGGCAACUAUAAUCCAAGUAGAUACAUUUAAGUCCAGUGAUCACCAGGCUCAUGUUGAAAAGCAAGAUGGAAUUGAAGUAUGUGAAAUAAAGAAGCAAUUUCUAGGAAAGGAAAUGUUAAUUGCUCAUAGUCAGCCCACUGAAAUGAAUUGUGGUAACGGAGAUAGUGAGAAAUUAUUUCAAAUUGAAAACCAAUCUGCACAAAAAAGCAUUAAAGUGAGAGUUUCUAAUGGGGAGGAGGCAAAAAAGAGCAGGGAAAUUUCAUUAAAGGUAUUGGAAUGCGAUGACCAAAAUAAGAGGUCUUCUCCAGAUGCUAAGGAAUCUUUGAGUGUUAUAAUUCCUAGUGAUGGUAAAGGUAAAUCACUGGGCCAAGAUUCGGAGACAUAUCUUCAAUCAGAAAUUUGUGAUUUUAACCCCAAAGAGGUGGCUUAUACAACCAUGGAAAAAAAUACAGAUGAAGAGCAAGAAAAAAUAGUACAAACAGAAAUUAUUUCUCAUAUGAAACAGUCUAUAUCAAGUCUAGAUUCUAAAGAAGUAAGGGAAAACCAAGGAGGAAUUAUUCCAGAAGUGCAAGAGUCGAAUCAUGAAACUUUAGAGAAAUUGCUAAGUCAGCAGGUUAUACAGAAACCAAUGAAAACCAUGGAGAAGGGUAAGAGAGGGAAGAAGAUUGUAGAAGAAAGAGUCAAGACCCACAGACCAGCAGUUCUUUCAGAAGAAAAGCUGAAUCAGGAAAUUGCCGUUAGUGGUGACCGUGACUCCAAUAUAGAGAAUCAAUGUAUGGAGAUAACUGCACGUGAAAAAGGGAAAGAAACUGACAGGGAUCUGGACUUUUCUGUUGUUGGUGAAACUGAAGACUCUUCUUCCCAAAUGACACCCAAAGGAAUUUCUGUAAGAAAUCAAGAUGCUUUAACCUUCUUCAACUCUAAUCUAGUCAGUGAAUCUCAAGAAAUUAUUGUUGGGAUCCAGAGUGAACUGCUGUCCUCUUUGACCCCAAGGUCUGAAGGAUUGCACGACCAGGAACCGGUGGGAGGAGUCCAAGUUGCAGACACAGCCCCAGUUUUCACAACAGACAAGUCUUUCCAAGGAACCACCCGACAGGAGACUGGUUAUCAUCAAGAUUCUUGUGUUGCCUUUAAGAUUAGGCAAACCAAAGAUUUGACUUUAUUACCUAAUGAAUAUAAAGAAAAAUCAUACCAAGAAGUACGUCUUGACUCAACAAGCACUGUUAAAUUGGAAGAAAUUAGAGUAGGCUCCAAAGAAGUCAAUUAUCUGGAGUUCUCGGACAGAAAGGACCUUCAUCCACAGGACAACAAGAGUGAUGGUGAACAUGGCAGAAUUCUUGAGUCUAAAAUAGUGACAACUCAGGAAAUACCUGGAGAGGAAUCUCUACAAAUGUCAAACCUUAUAGUUACAGGUGCAGAAGUAGGGUCCUUUGAAGGCAUAGUGACUCAGAGAGUUCCCAGAGUCUCGGUGUCCCUUCUCCCAGAGAAACUGUCCAGAGGGGUGUCUCAAAAAGAGAGUACAGGACAACAGGAUGCCACCAUUAGUCCUAUUCCAGACACCAGUGAAGAGGAGAUGGUGCCCCCAAUAUCGUGCCCCACAAUGAAGAUGGAUGAGAAGACACCACAGGAGAAGCUUAGAGAGAGCCCUGGCAGCGAACAAACCCCCCUGAUGACUGUACCAGGGGGAGCGAGUGUGAACCCGGAGCCCUUCAGAGCUACUAAAAAUGUAUUUACCCGGCAGCUCUGCCUAGAACAUGAUGAGAAGUUGGUAUCCUAUCUGUCUCUUUUACGGGACAUUGAAAUGAGGACCAAGCAGAUUCAACCUCUAGAGCUCAACCUGGCAGAGCUACAGGAUCUGCUGUGUCAGGCCAAGGUAUUAGACAAGGAGCUAAAGGAUCUGUCCACAGUGGUGAGUCAGGAAUUGGAGUGUGUGGAUCAGAUUAUCAUCAGCCAGCCUCAGGAGGUCCCAGCUCAACUGCUGAAGGCUCUAGAAAAAGACGCCAAGAAUCUUCAAAAGUCCCUCAGCUCUGUGAGUGACACCUGGGGUUCCAGACUGCUCCACCUCCAGAGUGCCUUGGAAGUACAGAAGACUAGAGUGUUAAAUCAGUAUGAACAGCUAGAAGGCAGACUUCAAGAUCUGAGAGCCUGGGUUGACAAUACCCAUGUUAUUCUGAACAAAAAGGAAUAUGACAGUGAAACAGAUGCUGACAGCCUGAAUCACUGCCUCCAACGGUGUGAGGACCUGAAACAGCCCGUGGCCGGGAGGAAACCUCAGCUGGACGCACUUGCCUUUGAUGUUCAGUUCUUCAUCUCUGAGCAUGCCCAGGACUUGUCUCCUCAGCAGAACCGGCAGAUGCUGAGGCUGCUGAAUGAACUGCAGAGGUCCUUCCAGGACCUUGUAGAAGAGACUACAGCUCAGGGGGAUGCCUUGCGGAACCGUCUUCAACAAAUGGAGCAGGCUGCCCAGGUCAAGACCCUACAGAAACAACAAAAUACCUGUCACCAGAAACUGGAGGAUCUUUGCAGCUGGGUAGGACAGGCAGAAAGAGCAUUGGCUGGCCAUCAAGGUAGAGCCACCCAGCAGGAUCUCUCUGCUUUGCAGAAGAACCAAAGCGACCUGAAGGAUUUACAGGACGACAUUCAGAAUCACGCCACCUCAUUUGCCAGUGUUGUCAAAGACACUGAAGGGUUCCUGGAAGAGAACCAGACUAAACUGAGCCCCGAUGAGUUGACAGCUCUCCGGGAGAAACUCCAUCAGGCUAAGGAGCAGUAUGAAGCUCUCCAGGAAAGGACAAAGCUGGCCCAGAAGGAGCUGGAGGAAGUGGUGACCUCAGCCUUACAGCAGGAGACUGAAAAGAGUAAAGCAGCAAAGGAACUGGCAGAGAACAGGAGGAAGAUCGAUGCUCUCUUGGACUGGGUGACCUCCGUGGGAUCAUCGGAAGGACAGAUGGAGCAGCUCUCAGGCAACCUGGAGAAAGGAGCCUUGGAUACCACCGAUGGUCACACUGGGCUGAAUGAAGCCCCAGAGAAGCUGGACAGGCAGUGUGAGAAGUUGAAGGCUCGUCACCAAGAAUUGCUGUCUCAGCAGCAGAAUUUCAUCCUGGCCACGCAGUCAGCCCAGGCCUUCCUGGACCAGCACGGCCACAGCCUCACACCCGAGGAACAACAGCUGCUGCAAGAGAAGCUCGGAGAGCUGAAGGAGCAGUAUGCGACUUCCCUGGCCCAGUCGGAGGCAGAACUAAAGCAGGUGCAAACACUGCGGGACGAGCUGCAAAAGUUUCUGCAGGACCAUCGAGAGUUUGAGAACUGGCUAGAACGGUCUGAGAAAGAGCUGGAGAGCAUGCAUCAGGGAGGCAGCAGCCCCGAGGCCCUUCCCGCCCUCCUGAAGCGGCAAGGGAGCUUCUCGGAGGAUGUCAUUUCCCACAAAGGAGACUUGAGAUUUGUGACUAUCUCAGGACAGAAGGUCUUGGACACAGAAAACAGCCUUGAGGAUGGCAGAGAACCAUCAGCAACUGGAACCUUAGUGAAGGACAAGCUGAAAGAUGCAACAGAAAGAUACAGUGCCCUCCAUUCAAAGUGUACACACCUGGGCGCUCACCUGAACAUGCUGCUCGGCCAGUAUCAGCAGUUUCAGAGCAGCGCCGACAGCCUGCAGGCCUGGAUGAAAGCUUGCGAGGCCAGUGUGAAGAAGCUCCUCUCAGAUACAGUUGCCUCUGACCCUGGGGUCCUGCAACAGCAGUUUGCAACCACAAAGCAGUUGCAGGAGGAAUUGGCUGAGCACCAAGUACCUGUAGAAAAACUCCAAAAAGUAGCUCACGACCUCAUGGAAAUUGGAGGGGAGCCAGCCCCAGACCGCAGACAUGUUCAAGAAACUACAGAUUCCAUACUCAGCCAUUUCCAACGCCUCUCCAGCAGCCUAGCGGAGCGCUCUGCUCUGCUGCAGAAGGCAAUUGCCCAGUCUCAGAGUGUCCAGGAAAGCCUGGACAGCUUGUUGCAGUCCAUCAGAGAAGUUGAAAAUAACCUGGAAGAGGAGCAGGUGGUGUCGCUGUCAUCAGGAGUCAUCCAAGAAGCCCUGGCCACUAACAUGAAAUUGAAGCAGGAUAUUGCUCGGCAGAAGAGCAGCUUGGAGGCCACCCGUGGCAUGGUGACCCGAUUCAUGGAGACAGCAGACAGCACCACGGCCACUGCGCUGCACGGCAAACUGGCUGAGGUGAACCAGCGCUUUGAACAGCUCUGUCUACAGCAGCAAGAAAAGGAGAGCUCCCUAAAGAAGCUUCUGCCCCAGGCAGAGAUGUUUGAACAUCUCUCUGAGAAGCUGCAGCAAUUCAUGGAAAACAAAAGUCGGCUGCUGGCCUCUGGGAAUCAGCCAGAUCAGGAUAUUGCACAUUUCUUCCAGCAGAUCCAGGAGCUCAGUUUGGAAAUGGAAGACCAACAGGAGAAUCUGGAUACUCUUGAGCACCUAGUCACUGACCUGAGCUCCUGUGGCUUUGCUCUGGACCUGUCCCAGCACCAAGACAGGGUGCAGAACCUCAAAAAGGACUUCACAGAGCUACAGAAGACAAUUAAAGAAAGAGAGGAAGAUGCGUCAUCUUGCCAGGAGCAAUUGGAUGAAUUCCGGAAGCUGGUUAGGACUUUCCAGAAAUGGCUGAAGGAAACUGAAGGGAAUAUUCCACCUGCAGAGACUUUCAUGAGUACUAAAGAGCUGGAAAAACAGAUUGAACACCUGAAGGGUCUUCUAGAUGACUGGACAAGUAAGGGGACUUUGGUAGAAGAAAUCAAUUGUAAAGGUACUUCUUUAGAAAAUCUCAUCAUGGAGAUCACAGCACCUGAUUCUCAAGCCAAGACCGGUGCCAUACUGCCCUCUGUAGGAAGCUCUGUAGGCAGUGUAAACGGAUACCACACCUGCAAAGAUCUGACGGAAAUCCAGUGUGACAUGUCAGAUGUAAACUUGAAAUAUGAGAAACUUGGGGGAGUGCUUCGGGAACAGCAGGAAAGCCUUCAGGCUGUCCUCAGCAGAAUGCAAGAAGUUCAGAAGGAGGCAAGUUCAGUGCUGCAGUGGCUGGAAUCAAAAGAGGAAGUCCUGAAAGGCUUGGAUGCCUCUUCAUCUCCAACCAAGACAGAGACAGUGAGAGCCCAGGCUGAGUCUAACAAGGCCUUCCUGGCUGAAUUGGAACAGAAUUCUCCGAAAGUCCAAAAUGUAAAGGAAGCCCUGGCUGGAUUACUGAUAACAUAUCCCAACUCACAAGAAGCAGAAAACUGGAAGAAAAUGCAAGAGGAGCUCAAUUCCCGAUGGGAAAGGGCCACUGAGGUGACAAUGGCUCGGCAAAGGCAGCUGGAGGAAUCUGCAAGUCAUCUAGCCUGCUUCCAGGCUGCAGAAUCCCAGCUCCGGCCCUGGCUGAUGGAGAAAGAGCUGAUGAUGGGGGUGCUGGGCCCCCUGUCUAUUGACCCCAACAUGCUGAACGCACAAAAGCAGCAGGUCCAGUUUAUGCUGAAGGAAUUUGAAGCACGCAGACAGCAGCAUGAGCAGCUGAACGAGGCGGCUCAGGGCAUCCUAACGGGCCCUGGAGAUGCCUCUGCUUCCACCAGCCAAGUGCAGAAGGAGCUCCAGAGCAUCAAUGAGAAGUGGAUUGAGCUGACUGACAAACUCAAUUCCCGUUCCAACCAAAUUGACCAAGCUGUUGUCAAGAGCACUCAGUACCAGGAGCUGCUGCAGGACUUAUCAGAGAAAGUAAAGGCAGUUGGGCAGCGACUGAGCGGCCAGUCGGCCAUCAGCACCCAACCCGAGGCUCUGAAGCAGCAGCUGGAGGAGACCAGUGAGAUUCGAUCCGACGUGGAGCAAUUAGACCAGGAGAUUAAGGAGGCGCAGACACUCUGCGAUGAGCUGUCAGCACUCAUUGGCGAGCAGUACCUCAAGGAUGAGCUGAAGAAGCGUUUGGAGACUGUUGCCCUGCCCCUCCAAGGUUUAGAAGACCUUGCAGCUGACCGCAUGAACAGACUCCAGGCAGCUCUUGCCAGCACCCAGCAAUUCCAGCAAAUGUUUGAUGAGCUGAGAACCUGGUUGGAUGACAGACAAAGCCAGCAAGCAAAAAACCGCCCAGUCUCUGCAAAGCUGGAGCAGCUACAGUCUCAGCUACAGGAGAAUGAAGAGUUUCAAAAGAGCCUUAACCAGCACAGUGGUUCCUAUGAGGUGAUUGUGGCAGAAGGAGAAUCUCUGCUGCUUUCUGUGCCUCCUGGAGAAGAGAAGAAGACUCUACAAAACCAGCUGGUAGAGCUCAAGAGCCACUGGGAAGAGCUUAGUAAAAAAACCGCAGACAGACAGUCCAGGCUCAAGGACUGUCUGCAGAAGGCUCAGAAAUACCAGUGGCAUGUGGAAGACCUGGUGCCAUGGAUAGAAGAUUGUAAGGCCAAGAUGUCUGACUUGCGGGUCACUCUGGAUCCCGUGCAGCUGGAGUCCCAUCUCCUCAGAUCAAAGGCUAUGCUGAGUGAGGUGGAGAAGCGCCGCUCCCUGUUGGAAAUCCUGAACAGUGCUGCUGACAUUCUGAUCAACUCUUCAGAAACAGAUGAGGAUGACAUCCGGGAUGAGAAGGCUGGUAUCAACCAGAACAUGGAUUCCAUCACAGAAGAGCUACAGGCCAAAACAGGGUCCCUUGAAGAAAUGACUCAGAGGCUCAAGGAGUUCCAGGAAAGUUUUAAGAAUAUUGAAAAGAAAGUCGAAGGGGCCAAACACCAGCUUGAGAUUUUUGAUGCCCUUGGCUCUCAAGCCUGCAGCAACAAGAACCUGGAGAAGCUGAGAGCCCAGCAGGAGGUGCUACAGACCCUGGAGCCCCAGGUGGACUACCUGCGGGACUUCACUCGGGGCCUGGUGGAGGAUGCUCCGGAUGGGUCUGAUGCUUCUCAGCUUCUCCAUCAAGCUGAGGUUGCCCAGCAGGAGUUCCUAGAGGUGAAGCAAAGAGUGAACAGUGGCUGCAUGGCCAUGGAGAACAAGCUAGAGGGGAUUGGCCAGUUUCACUGCCGCGUCCGAGAAAUGUUUUCUCAGCUGGCAGACCUGGACGAUGAGCUAGAUGGCAUGGGUGCUAUCGGCCGAGACACUGACAGCCUCCAGUCCCAGAUCGAGGAUGUGCGGCUAUUCCUUAACAAGAUCCAAGCCCUCAAGCUGGACAUUGAGGCCUCAGAAGCAGAGUGCCGACAAAUGCUGGAGGAAGAGGGGACUCUGGACCUGCUGGGUCUCAAGAGGGAGUUAGAAGCCCUGAGCAAACAGUGCAGCAAACUUACCGAGAGGAGCCGAGCUCGGCAGGAGCAGCUGGAGCUGACCCUGGGCCGCGUGGAGGACUUCUAUCAGAAGCUGAAAGCGCUCAAUGACAUGACCACAGCAGCAGAGGAGGGGGAGGCCCUCCAGUGGGUCGUGGGGACCGAGGUGGAUGUCAUCAACCAGCAAUUAGCAGAUUUUAAAAUGUUUCAGAAAGAACAGGUGGAUCCUCUUCAGAUGAAACUGCAACAGGUGAAUGGACUUGGCCAGGGCUUGAUUCAGAGUGCUGGAAAAAACUGUGAUGUACAGGGUUUGGAACAUGACAUGGAAGAGAUCAACGCUCGGUGGAACACACUAAAUAAAAAGGUUGCACAGAGAAUCGCACAACUGCAAGAGGCUUUGUUGCAUUGUGGGAAGUUCCAAGAUGCCUUGGAGCCAUUGCUCAGCUGGUUGGCAGACACUGAAGAGCUCAUAGCCAAUCAGAAGCCUCCAUCUGCUGAGUAUAAAGUGGUGAAAGCCCAGAUCCAAGAACAGAAGUUGCUCCAGAGGCUACUAGAUGAUCGAAAGGCCACAGUAGACAUGCUUCAAGCAGAAGGAGGCAGAAUAGCACAGUCAGCUGAGCUGGCUGAUAGAGAGAAGAUCACUGGACAGUUGGAGAGUCUUGAAAGUAGAUGGACUGGACUACUCAGCAAGGCAGCAGCCAGGCAGAAACAGCUGGAAGAUAUCCUGGUUCUGGCCAAACAAUUCCAUGAGACAGCUGAGCCUAUUUCUGACUUCUUAUCUGUCACAGAGAAAAAGCUCGCCAACUCAGAACCUGUUGGCACCCAGACUGCUAAAAUACAGCAGCAGAUCAUUCGGCACAAGGCUCUGGAGGAAGAAAUAGAAAGCCAUGCAACAGAUGUGCACCAGGCAGUCACAGUUGGGCAGUCCCUCUCCUCCCUGACAAGUCCCGCAGAGCAGGGUGUGCUGUCAGAAAGGCUAGACUCGUUGCAGGCCCGAUUCAGUGAGAUUCAAGACCGGUGCUGUCGGAAAGCAGCCCUGCUUGAACAAGCACUGUCUAACGCUAGGCUCUUCGGGGAGGAUGAGGUGGAGGUGCUCAACUGGCUGGCCGAGGUUGAGGACAAGCUCAGUUCAGUGUUCGUAAAGGAUUACAGACAGGAUGUCCUGGAGAAGCAGCAUGCUGACCACCUGGCUUUAAAUGAAGAAAUUGUUAAUAGAAAGAAGAAUGUAGAUCAAGCUAUUAAAAACGGUCAGGCUCUUCUAAAACAAACCACAGGUGAAGAGGUAUUGCUCAUUCAAGAGAAGCUGGAUGGCAUCAAGACUCGCUAUGCAGACAUCACAGUCACCAGCUCCAAGGCCCUCAGAACCUUAGAGCAAGCCCGGCAGCUGGCCACCAAGUUCCAGUCUACAUAUGAGGAACUGAGCGGCUGGCUGAGGGAGGCAGAGGAGGAGCUAGCAGCCAGCGGAGGACAGUCCCCCACAGGGGAACAAAUACCCCGGUUUCAGCAGAGACAGAAGGAACUAAAGAAGGAGGUCAUGGAGCACAGGCUGAUGUUGGACACAGUGAAUGAGGUGAGCCGUGCUCUCUUAGAGCUGGUGCCCUGGAGAGCCAGAGAAGGGCUGGAUAAACUUGUGUCCGACGCCAACGAGCAGUACAAGCUGGUCAGUGACACUGUUGGACAAAGGGUGGAUGAAAUUGAUGCUGCUAUUCAGAGAUCACAACAGUAUGAGCAAGCUGCUGAUGCAGAGCUAGCUUGGGUUGCUGAAACAAAACGGAAACUGAUGGCCCUGGGUCCAAUUCGCCUGGAACAGGACCAGACCACAGCUCAGCUGCAGGUGCAGAAGGCUUUCUCCAUUGACAUCAUUCGACACAAAGAUUCCAUGGAUGAACUCUUCAGUCAUCGUGGUGAAAUCUUUGGCACAUGUGGGGAGGAGCAAAAAGCCAUACUACAGGAAAAGACAGAGUCUCUGAUACAGCAAUACGAAGCCAUUAGUCUGCUCAAUUCAGAGCGUUACGCACGCCUAGAGCGGGCACAGGUCUUGGUGAACCAAUUUUGGGAAACUUAUGAGGAGCUCAGCCCCUGGAUUGAGGAGACUCGGGCACUCAUAGCACAGUUACCUCCUCCGGCUAUUGAUCAUGAGCAGCUCAGACAGCAGCAAGAGGAAAUGAGGCAACUGAGGGAAUCCAUUGCUGAACACAAACCUCAUAUUGAUAAACUGCUAAAGAUAGGCCCUCAACUAAAGGAGCUAAACCCUGAAGAGGGGGAAAUGGUGGAAGAAAAAUACCAGAAAGCAGAAAACACAUAUGCCCAAAUAAAAGAGGAGGUGCGCCAGCGGGCCCUGGCUCUGGACGAGGCUAUUUCCCAGUCGGCUCAGUUCCAUGAUAAAAUUGAGCCCAUGUUGGAAACUCUGGAGAAUCUUUCCUCUCGCCUGCGAAUGCCACCGCUGAUUCCUGCCGAAGUGGACAAGAUCAGAGAGUGCAUCAGCGACAACAAGAGUGCCACUGUGGAGCUGGAAAAACUGCAGCCAUCCUUCGAGGCCCUGAAGCGCCGUGGAGAAGAACUCAUUGGGCGAUCUCAAGGAGCUGACAAGGAUCUGGCUGCAAAAGAAAUCCAGGACAAAUUGGAUCAGAUGGUAUUCUUCUGGGAGGACAUCAAAGCUCGGGCGGAAGAGCGAGAAAUUAAAUUCCUUGAUGUCCUUGAGCUAGCAGAGAAGUUCUGGUAUGACAUGGCAGCCCUCCUCACCACCAUCAAAGAUACCCAGGACAUCGUACAUGACUUGGAAAGCCCUGGCAUUGACCCAUCCAUCAUCAAGCAACAGGUUGAAGCUGCCGAGACUAUUAAGGAAGAGACAGAUGGUCUGCAUGAGGAAUUGGAGUUUAUUCGAAUCCUUGGAGCAGAUUUGAUUUUUGCCUGUGGAGAAACUGAGAAGCCGGAAGUGAAGAAGAGCAUUGAUGAGAUGAACAAUGCCUGGGAGAACUUAAACAGAACAUGGAGAGAGAGGCUGGAAAAGCUUGAGGAUGCCAUGCAAGCCGCUGUGCAGUACCAGGACACUCUCCAGGCUAUGUUUGACUGGCUAGAUAACACUGUGAUUAAACUCUGCACAAUGCCCCCUGUCGGCACUGACCUCAACACUGUUAAAGAUCAGUUAAAUGAAAUGAAGGAGUUCAAAGUGGAAGUUUACCAACAGCAAAUUGAGAUGGAGAAGCUCAAUCACCAGGGUGAACUAAUGUUAAAGAAAGCUACUGACGAAACGGACAGAGAUAUUAUCCGAGAACCCCUGACAGAACUCAAACACCUCUGGGAGAACCUGGGUGAGAAAAUUGCUCACAGACAGCAUAAGCUGGAAGGUGCUCUCUUGGCCCUUGGCCAGUUCCAGCAUGCCUUAGAGGAACUAAUGAGCUGGCUGACUCACACUGAAGAGUUGCUGGAUGCCCAGAGACCAGUAAGUGGAGACCCAAAAGUCAUUGAAGUUGAGCUCGCAAAGCACCAUGUUCUAAAAAAUGACGUUCUGGCCCAUCAAGCCACAGUGGAAACAGUCAACAAAGCUGGCAAUGAGCUUCUUGAGUCUAGUGCUGGAGACGAUGCCAGCAGCUUAAGGAGCCGUUUGGAAACCAUGAACCAAUGCUGGGAGUCGGUGUUACAGAAGACAGAGGAGCGGGAGCAGCAGCUUCAGUCGACACUGCAGCAGGCCCAGGGUUUCCACAGUGAAAUUGAAGAUUUCCUCUUGGAACUGACUAGAAUGGAGACCCAACUUUCUGCAUCGAAGCCCACAGGAGGACUUCCUGAAACAGCUAGGGAACAGCUUGAUACACACAUGGAACUCUAUUCCCAGCUCAAAGCCAAGGAAGAGACUUACAAUCAGCUGCUUGACAAGGGUAGGCUAAUGCUUCUCAGCCGUGAUGACUCGGGAUCCGGUUCAAAGACAGAACAGAGCGUAGCACUCUUGGAACAAAAGUGGCAUGUGGUCAGCAGUAAGAUGGAAGAAAGAAAGUCAAAGCUGGAAGAGGCCCUCAACCUGGCAACAGAAUUCCAGAAUUCCCUGCAAGAAUUUAUCAACUGGCUCACUCUAGCAGAGCAGAGUUUAAACAUCGCUUCUCCUCCCAGCCUGAUUCUAAACACCGUCCUUUCCCAGAUAGAGGAGCAUAAGGUGUUUGCUAAUGAAGUAAAUGCUCAUCGAGACCAGAUCAUUGAGCUGGAUCAAACCGGCAAUCAGUUAAAGUUCCUUAGCCAAAAACAGGACGUUGUUUUGAUCAAAAAUUUGCUGGUUAGCGUCCAGUCUCGAUGGGAGAAAGUUGUCCAGCGAUCUAUUGAAAGAGGGCGAUCGCUGGAUGAUGCCAGAAAGCGGGCAAAACAAUUCCAUGAAGCUUGGAAAAAGCUGAUUGAUUGGCUGGAAGAUGCGGAAAGUCACCUGGACUCAGAACUGGAGAUAUCCAAUGACCCAGACAAAAUUAAACUUCAGCUCUCCAAACAUAAGGAGUUCCAGAAGACUCUUGGUGGCAAACAGCCUGUAUACGACACUACAGUUAGAACAGGCAGAGCCCUGAAAGAGAAGACGCUGCUCCCUGGUGACACUCAGAGGUUGGACGACUCACUGGGGGAGGUCAGAGACAGAUGGGACACUGUCUGUGGCAAGUCCGUGGAGAGGCAGCACAAGCUGGAGGAGGCCCUGCUGUUUUCCGGCCAAUUCAUGGAUGCCCUGCAGGCCUUGGUUGACUGGCUGUACAAGGUGGAGCCACAGCUGGCUGAGGACCAGCCUGUCCACGGAGACCUGGACCUCGUUAUGAACCUCAUGGAUGCCCACAAGGUUUUCCAGAAGGAACUGGGAAAGCGAACAGGAACCGUUCAGGUCCUGAAGCGAUCAGGCCGGGAACUGAUAGAAAAUAGUCGAGAUGACACCACUUGGGUGAAGGGGCAGCUCCAGGAGCUGAGCACUCGCUGGGACACCGUGUGCAAACUCUCCGUCUGCAAACAGAGCCGGCUGGAGCAGGCCUUGAAGCAGGCAGAAGAGUUUCGGGACACAAUCCACAUGCUUCUGGAGUGGCUUUCUGAAGCUGAGCAGACGCUACGCUUUCGGGGAGCACUUCCCGAUGACACGGAAGCUCUGCAGUCUCUCAUUGACACUCACAAGGAAUUCAUGAAGAAAGUGGAAGAAAAGCGAGUGGAUGUUAACACAGCAGUGGCCAUGGGAGAAGUCAUCCUGGCAGUCUGCCAUCCUGACUGCAUCACCACCAUCAAGCACUGGAUCACCAUCAUCCGGGCACGCUUUGAGGAGGUCCUGACGUGGGCUAAGCAGCACCAGCAGCGCCUCGAAGCUGCCCUUUCGGAACUGGUGGCGAACGCCGAGCUCUUAGAAGAACUUCUGGCAUGGAUCCAGUGGGCCGAGACCACCCUCAUUCAACGGGAUCAGGAUCCGAUCCCUCAGAACAUCGACCGAGUGAAAGCCCUUAUUGCUGAGCACCAGACGUUUAUGGAGGAGAUGACUCGCAAGCAGCCUGAUGUGGACCGGGUCACCAAGACGUACAAGAGGAAGAUCCUAGAGCCAGCCCACGCGCCUUUCAUGGAGAAGUCCCGCGGCGGCGGCAGGAAGUCCUUGAGUCAGCCUGCGCCUCCUCCCAUGCCAAUCCUCUCACAGUCUGAAGCAAAAAAUCCACGGAUCAACCAGCUCUCUGGGCGCUGGCAGCAGGUGUGGCUGUUGGCGCUGGAGCGGCAGCGGAAGCUGAAUGACGCUUUGGACCGGCUGGAGGAGUUGAAGGAAUUUGCCAACUUUGACUUCGAUGUCUGGAGGAAAAAGUAUAUGCGUUGGAUGAAUCACAAAAAGUCUCGGGUGAUGGAUUUCUUCCGGCGAAUUGACAAGGACCAGGAUGGGAAGAUAACCCGUCAGGAGUUUAUCGAUGGCAUUCUAGCAUCCAAGUUCCCUACUACCAAGUUAGAGAUGACUGCUGUUGCUGACAUUUUUGACCGAGAUGGGGAUGGUUAUAUUGAUUACUAUGAAUUCGUGGCUGCUCUCCAUCCCAACAAGGAUGCUUAUCGACCAACAACUGAUGCAGAUAAAAUUGAAGACGAGGUCACAAGACAAGUGGCUCAGUGCAAAUGUGCUAAAAGGUUUCAGGUGGAGCAGAUUGGAGAGAAUAAAUACCGGUUCUUCCUCGGCAAUCAGUUCGGGGACUCCCAGCAGCUGCGGCUGGUCCGCAUCCUGCGCAGCACCGUGAUGGUCCGUGUCGGCGGAGGGUGGAUGGCCCUGGAUGAGUUUCUCGUGAAAAACGACCCCUGCCGAGCACGAGGUAGAACGAACAUCGAACUUAGAGAGAAAUUCAUCCUCCCUGAGGGGGCAUCGCAGGGCAUGACGCCCUUCCGGUCCCGGGGUCGAAGGUCCAAACCGUCUUCCCGCGCAGCCUCCCCUACCCGCUCCAGCUCAAGUGCCAGUCAGAGUAACCACAGCUGCACGUCCAUGCCGUCUUCUCCAGCCACCCCGGCCAGCGGCACCAAGACUCCACUUCAGUUCUCUCGCUGUUAUGACAAACCCUGGUUGGUAAACAGUAAAGCUGGCACCCCUGUCAGGGACAGCCACUAUCCUGACCUCCAGCUGCCCAGCCCCGAGGUUAUUCCAUCAACAGGCAGCAAGCUGAAACGACCCACACCCACCUUUCAUUCAAGUCGAACAUCGCUUGCUGGCGAUACUAGCAAUAGUUCUUCCCCAGCGUCCACGGGUGCCAAAGCAAAUCGGGCAGACCCUAAAAAGUCAGCCAGUCGCCCUGGGAGUCGAGCUGGGAGUCGGGCCGGGAGUCGAGCCAGCAGCCGUCGAGGAAGCGAUGCUUCUGACUUUGACCUUUUAGAGACACAGUCUGCGUGUUCAGACACUUCGGAGAGCAGUGCCGCAGGGGGCCAGGGCAGCUCCAGGAGGGGGCUCAACAAGCCUUCCAAAAUCCCCACCAUGUCCAAGAAGACCACCACUGCCUCCCCCAGGACUCCGGGCCCUAAGCGAUAA
This is a messenger RNA of Rangifer tarandus platyrhynchus (Svalbard reindeer), 22509 nucleotides long. Lineage: Eukaryota; Metazoa; Chordata; Mammalia; Artiodactyla; Cervidae. The record is from the annotation of a GenBank genome assembly.